UCCGGACCGGCAUUUUUCUCCAGAAUCAGGGAGAGGGCACACACCUGUCUCCUCGCUCGCUUCCUCCGAGCGCCUCCCGCGGGGGCCGGACCGGGCAGCGGCCGCUCUCCGCGACGCCCCGCAUGCACCCCUCCGCGGGCCCCCACCCCGCGGCGCCGCCACAAAGUUCCCGCGGGCGGCGCGCGCUCGGAGCCGGGGCGCGCCCGGCCGGUCUCGGCGCGGCUCCCCCGCCCCGCCCCGCUCCACGUCCCCCCGCCCCGCCCGGGGCUCGCGGCGCUGAGGCGAGGGGUGAGGGACGGGGGAGGAGCUCCCCGCCGCGGCCGCACCCCCGUCGCCUCGCCUUCCUCCUCCUCGGCGCCGCCGCCCGCAGGCCGCCGCCGCCCGCUCGCCCGCCGCUCGGCCGCGCCGCCGCUCGCCGCCCCACCCCCGGAACCCGGCCUCCUCCCGCGCCCCCGGCCGCUCUCCCCCUAAACUUUCCGCCAAGAUGGCGGCCCCGGAUCCGGACCGCGCGCCCCCACGUGACCGCCCGCCCGGCGCCCCCAGCCAAUGGGAAGUGA
Messenger RNA from Hippopotamus amphibius kiboko, 557 nucleotides. RefSeq names its product basic proline-rich protein-like. Lineage: Eukaryota; Metazoa; Chordata; Mammalia; Artiodactyla; Hippopotamidae. The transcript has 2 exons. The record is from RefSeq and is a predicted model, not a curated record. Bases 123 to 557 code for a protein of 144 amino acids.